CUACAGGCACCUUGGAGAAGGAUGUUGUCCCCCUUGCUCAUCCUCCCUCUGCUGCUGGGGACCACAGCACUCAGCCCUGUGAGCAGAGCAGCUUCCAGGGAUGUCACCACCUUUUUCCAGCUGGCUCAGGAGGACACUUGGGAAAAUGUUAAUGUCACCAGCAUGUCCUGUGAGGAUCAGAAGAACAGGACCUGGAUCACCCUGCAGCUGACCAACAGCAGCCUGACAGCUUUCCCAGUCUGCCUUCCAGAGGCCCUGCAGAGCCUGGAUCUCAGCAAUAACCUCUUGCAGGAGGUGAAUGGCACAGAGAUAGCAAACCUGCCCCAGCUGCGUGUCCUCUCGCUGAGGCACAACCACCUCUGGGCAGUGAGGUGGGGAUCUGAAACCCUCAGCAGUCUCCUCAAGCUGGACUUGAGUUUUAACAAGCUGUCGUCUGUGCCAUCCUGCCUCGGCUCUGCCCUGCCCAACCUGAGGUGGCUGUCCCUGGCUGGCAAUCCCCUGAUGGAAAUCCAGCCACUGGCUUUUUCCUGCUACCCUCAGCUGCAGGUCCUGAACCUCUCUGUGACGCUGCUGGGGCAGGAUGCCAGCAGGGGAAUCAGGGACUCUGCUUUUGCCAUCAGCACAGAUCCCCACGAGGCCAUGGACAGGCCUGGAAACUCCAUCGAGGUGCUUGAUCUGAGCAGGACCUUUCUUGAGACAAUUCGACCAGAGUGGGCCAGAGGCUUGGCCAGCCUCAGAUCACUUUACCUGACAAACAUGCCACGGUUAAGAAGCCUCAACAGCGACUUCCUCAGGUCCCUGCCAGGUCUCCGAGAGCUGCACUGUCAGGACUCCCAUUCCCUGGGCUUUGUGCAGACAGAGGUGUUUGACAGUGCUCCUCACCUGAGCCAUCUCUCAUUUGAGAACUGUAACCUGAGUUCCUUUCAUCCUUGGAACACCAAUUCAUUGGAUGGCAUCACCAUCAACUUGCACGGGAAUCCUCUGCUGUGCAGCUGCCAGCUCUCCUGGCUGCUGUCCACGCCCCAGAAAGUUGUUCUGCAAAAGGCUCGGGAGACCUUUUGUACAUCCCAGGAAGAUCUGGGCAGACCUUCAACAUCUUUUUCACUGUUGGAGCUCUACAACAAGUGCCAGUCAGAGAGCAACGUUACACAGCCCGACUCAAACACAGCCCUUCCUGAGGGUGAUGCUUUCAGCUUCUCCAGCCAUGAUGCCUCUGCUGCAGUAACAGACUCAGCCCUGCUGACCACAGAUCUGACUCACACCAGCUCCCUCAUCCAGAGGGGUGUGGGGAGCACAGCAGCAUCCAACCCAGUGCCAACCAAAGACACCCAUACCAGCUCUCUAAUCCAGAGGGAUGCAAGGAGCACAGCAGCAUCCAACCCAAUGCCAACCAAAACCACCUAUACCAGCUCUCUAAUCCAGAGGGAUAUCAUGAGCACUGCAGCAUCCAACCCAAUGCUAACCAAAGACAUCCAUACCAGCUCCCUCAUCCAGAGGGAUGCAAGGAGCACAGCAGCAUCCAACCCAACGGAGCCCAUCCUAACAAAGGCCAACAGUUCCUCCCACGAGGAGGAGGCAGUUUCUGAACCCACAAGCAGUCCCCCUUCCUUGGCAUCUGUAACCUCCUUCCCAGUUUUUUUCCAAGAGUUCUUUGCUCAGUCCCCAGACCACAGCUCACCAAGUCCAGCUGGAACAGAACAGCUCCAGACAGAGCUCAGAACAACUCACACGACAUUCCCUCAGGAAGGGACACUCAAUCAGAGCACCAGUGCCUAUUCCACUGGAGGAACAGGAGUCCCCCACAGCACCAGCCACCACAGCCGCUCCUCUGCCACCCCUGCCAGGCAAGGCGCCCCCCAGACGAGCCCCCCAGAGCUGAACCCCACGAGGAGCAGCGCCCCCUCAAGGGCUGUGCCCACCACGCCAUCCCCACACUACACCGAUGACUACAACUAUGAAGAGCCCAGGGAGGAAGGCCCAGUGCAGACAGCCCAGGCUGCCUGUGACUACAAUCCCUGCAGGCACCUGCAGAAGCCGUGCAAGGAGCUCCAGAACAUAUCCCAGUGCUCAUGUCCUGGCACUUCCAGGGAAGAUGAGGUUCCAGACUCCCCCAGGCUCAGGGCAGUGAUUGAGAUCACCGACAGCUCCGCACAGAUCCGCUGGUGUGCCCCAAACUCCGUUGUUCACAGCUAUGAGCUGAUGCUUCGUGCCCAAGACAGCGAGGACAGGCAGUUUGUCAUGGACAACAUCUACCCCACGGCCAGGCAGUACACCCUGUACAACCUGCUGCCAUUCACCACCUACCACAUCUGUGUCACUGCCUCCAACAAGGCAGGGUCAAGCCAGACCACAACAGGCCAGGAAGGUCCAGGUAAUUCAUGCACCAGCUUUAAAACAAAACCCAGCUACAAGUAUGUUUUUGCUGGUCUGUCUGCAGCAAGUGGACUCUUUCUCAUUACCACAAUUAUUUUGUCCGUAUGUCUGUGCAAGGCGUGUAAAAAGCCUCAGAGUGAGCAGUAUGGCACACACUUAGUCUCCUACAAGAACCCAGCAUUUGAUUAUCCCUUAAAAGUACAGACCACGAAUUAGCUCUGGGUGAUUGUUCUAUACAAUCAAAGUUCACUAUCUCCAUCGCCUUGGUGUGUUUUUAUGAGACUCUGAAAGUGUCCUUCAGCAAAACUAUGAACCAGCAGAUUUCAUAACCCUGACAUUUCUAAGGGAGAGAAAACCACCAAAAAAAAGAGAAAAACUAAUAAUGAAGUUAGUCAACCAGAAAAAAGUCUUUGGACUCCUGUUCCUGUGCUAAGCAGCAGCAAGCCUGGACGCCAACCUUGAAAAGUUGUUUUUGUAAUCACCUGCAAAUAGAGUAGCAUGAAUUUCACCCAGUGAGAGGCUGCCUGGCUAGCUGUCUGCCUCCAGUAUCUCUCAUGAGCACAGUCAGAGGAGAGCUGCAAUCCAAGGUGCAUUAAGCUUAGCAAGAUGUACUCUGCUUUUACUCACAGAGCAAAGCUGGGGGUUCAGUUUUUAAAGGUAUUAUCCAUAGAGAGAGUAUAGCUGAAAGGAGUGAGGGGGCUCAGUGACAAGGUGUUGUGCAGAUCUAACUCCUCUAAGCAAAUGCAGAUGAUCAACCUAACUUCAGGACAAAGAAACAUGAAAUUUAAUUGUAGUGACAGACUGUGUGGAAUCCUUAGGGCAGGGGUAAUUGUUUUGUUCUGACUUUUUAUGAUGUUGUCCACAGCUGAGCCCCCAACAGUGACCCACACAAGGGGGAGGGCAGCAUGUUGACAUUUGCUUCCCAGUGGAUUUUAGGCAGAGAGGAUGUUCCGUCCCAAUCAUCCGUCCCAUCUACAGAUUUAGCAGCUGAUUUACCUCAUACAGAGGCAAAGAGCCAAGCAAUGAAGCAAUUGAAUGUGUGUGCUGCUGAGGCUUGAAAAACCCAAAUCCCCUGCACUAGCAGCAGACAGAUCUGCAGACACCUUUCAAAUGAACUCUUGGGUGCCAAUUUCUGUACAAUAAUACUGAGAAAUGCUGACAAUCCCAACUUUGAGCUUGCCAUUGGAAUCCAGAGAGGUGUCCCAAUCUGGUAUUUCCCCAGGCUCCAGUUCCAGGAGCUGCCUUCUCCUGCUGCUGUACAGACACAGUGCAUAAACCCCCUGGACUCUGAGGGGAAGGUGCUGUAAUGUGUAAAAGAGUCCCUGUUCCAUUCUUUUGGGGUUUGUAAUGCUUUCAGUAUUACUGAAAUAAAAGCCACAGAGCUACAUUCUGAUUUUUUG
This is a messenger RNA of Zonotrichia albicollis (white-throated sparrow), 3773 nucleotides long. It is a transcript of the gene LRRN4, whose product is annotated as leucine rich repeat neuronal 4. The record is from RefSeq and is a predicted model, not a curated record. Gene Ontology annotation, cellular component: plasma membrane. NCBI's taxonomy places the organism in Eukaryota, Metazoa, Chordata, Aves, Passeriformes, Passerellidae. Gene Ontology annotation, molecular function: protein binding.